UAACCGGAAGUGCGUGGAUAAUCAGCUACCAUCAUCAGUCUUUUAUUCAAAAGUUCAAGAAGGUUUCACAGCAACUUUACUGUAGUCAUCUUCCCCGACCGCUGACAUGUCUGCAAUGAAUAGCUGGUGGAUUCCAUGCAUGGUUUUACUUCAUUCCGCUUAUUUGGGAUCUUGUGAUUCAGACUCUGGAAUAGCAGAUGGAGCCCAGCCUGAGCUCUUCAUUUUCCACCAGUCGUGCGCCCUGAAGAAGGACGAAGGGCCCUGCAAGGCAUUAAAGGAGCGUUUCUACUUCGACAUUGACACGGGCCGCUGUGAGGCUUUCGAGUUCGGCGGCUGCAGAGGCAACGCCAACAAUUUUGAGACCUUGGAGGCGUGUGAGGAAAUGUGCCUGGUGUCUGUUGACAAGAGUCCCUGUCACCUGGAGGAGGCUCCGGGGCCAUGUCGAGGUCUGGUAACUCGCUACUUAUUUGACAACCAGAGCCAGGAGUGCAAGCACUUCUACUAUGGAGGCUGCUUCGGCAAUGCCAACAACUUCAAGAGUAUGAAAGAGUGCCAGGCUAGAUGCCAGAACCCAGAAAACCCCACUGUGGCCCUUAAAUUGGAUGUGGCCCCUAAAUUGGAGGUCACCGUCCCAGAACCCCAUAGCCAGCCUAGUGUGCAGUCUCUCAAAGUAACUGACUUCAAUCCUCCGGACGUGUGUCUCAGUCCCAUUGACAAGGGCACAACAUGUGAUGGAGAGGAGAGAACUGAGAGGAGAUACGUGUACAACCCCAAGACAAAGAGAUGUCAGUCGUUGCGUUACAAUGGCUGCGGGGGCAACAAGAACAACUUUGUCCACAAGAGACACUGCAUGAAGAUGUGUAUGAAGCCAGAUCACCAUCACAAAGGGAAGGUCAUUCGUAUAAAGAAGAAGAACAGUAACAUCUUGUUUCGAUCUGUCUAAAUCAAGGCUUCAUAUUAAACCCUUCCUACUUCCUAUUAAACCCUUCCUACUUCCUAUUAAACCCUUCCUACUUCUCAUUAAACCCUUCCUACUUCCUAUUAAACCCGUCCUACUUCCUAUUAAUAUUAAACUCUUCCUAUUAAACCCUUCCUGCUUCCUAUUAAACCCUUCCUACUUCUCAUUAAACCCUUCCUACUUCUCAUUAAACCCUUCCUACUAAACCCGUCCUACUUCCUAUUAAUAUUAAACUCUUCCUAUUAAACCCUUCCUGCUUCCUAUUAAACCCUUCCUACUUCUUAUUAAACCCUUCCUACUUCUUAUUAAACCCUUGCUACUAAACCCGUCCUACUUCCUAUUAAUAUUAAACUCUUCCUAUUAAACCCUUCCUGCUUCCUAUUAAACCCUUCCUGCUUCCUAUUAAACCCUUCCUACUUCUUAUUAAACCCUUCCUACUUCUUAUUAAACCCGUCCUACUUCUUAUUAAACCCUUCCUACUUCUUAUUAAACCCUUCCUACUUCUUAUUAAACCCUUCCUACUUCUUAUUAAACCCUUCCUACUUCUUAUUAAACCCUUCCUACUUCUUAUUAAACCCUUCCUACUUCUUAUUAAACCCUUCCUACUUCUUAUUAAACCCUUCCUACUUCUUAUUAAACCCUUCCUACUUCUUAUUAAACCCUUCCUACUUCUUAUUAAACCCUUCCUACUUCUUAUUAAACCCUUCCUACUUCUUAUUAAACCCUUCCUACUUAUUAAACCCUUCCUACUUCUUAUUAAACCCUUGCUACUUCUUAUUAAACCCUUGCUACUACUUAUUAAACCCUUCCUACUUCUUAUUAAACCCUUGCUACUUCUUAUUAAACCCUUCCUACUUCUUAUUAAACCCUUCCUACUUCUUAUUAAACCCUUCCUACUUCUUAUUAAACCCUUCCUACUUCUUAUUAAACCCUUGCUACUUCUUAUUAAACCCUUCCUACUUCUUAUUAAACCCUUCCUACUUCUUAUUAACCCUCCUACUUCUUAUUAAACCCUUCCUACUUCUUAUUAAACCCUUCCUACUUCUUAUUAAACCCUUCCUACUUCUUAUUAACCCUUGCCUACUUCUUAUUAAACCCUUCCUACUUCUUAUUAACCCUUGCUACUUCUUAUUAAACCCUUCCUACUUCUUAUUAAACCCUUCCUACUUCUUAUUAAACCCUUCCUACUUCUUAUUAAACCCUUCCUACUUCUUAUUAAACCCUUGCUACUUCUUAUUAAACCCUUCCUACUUCUUAUUAAACCCUUCCUACUUCUUAUUAAACCCUUCCUACUUCUUAUUAAACCCUUCCUACUUCUUAUUAAACCCUUCCUACUUCUUAUUAAACCCUUCCUACUUCUUAUUAAACCCUUCCUACUUCUUAUUAAACCCUUCCUACUUCUUAUUAAACCCUUCCUACUUCUUAUUAAACCCUUCCUACUUCUUAUUAAACCCUUCCCUACUUCUUAUUAAACCCUUCCUACUUCUUAUUAAACCCUUCCUACUUCUUAUUAAAACCCUUCCUACUUCUUAUUAAACCCUUCUACUUCUUAUUAAAACCCUUCCUACUUCUUAUUAAACCCUUGCUACUUCUUAUUAAACCCUUGCCUAAUUCUUAUUAACCCUUCCUACUUCUUAUAAACCCUUCUACUUCUUAUUAAACCCUUCCUACUUCUUAUUAAACCCUUCCUACUUCUUAUUAAACCCUUCCUACUUCUUAUUAAACCCUUCCUACUUCUUAUUAAACCCUUCCUACUUCUUAUUAAAACCCUUCCUACUUCUUAUUAAACCCUUCCUACUCUUAUUAAACCCUUCCUACUUCUUAUUAAACCCUUCGCUACUUCUUAUUAAACCCUUCCUACUUCUUAUUAAACCCUUUCCUACUUCUUAUUAAACCCUUCCUACUUCUUAUUAAACCCUUCCUACCUUCUUAUUAAAACCCUUCCUACUUCUUAUUAAACCCUUCCUACUUCUUAUUAAACCCUUCCUACUUCUUAUUAAACCCUUCCUACUUCUUAUUAAACCCUUCCUACUUCUUAUUAAACCCUUCCUACUUCUUAUUAAACCCUUCCUACUUCUUAUUAAACCCUUCCUACUUCUUAUUAAACCCUUCCUACUUCUUAUUAAACCCUUCUACUUCUUAUUAAACCCUUCCUACUUCUUAUUAAACCCUUCCUACUUCUUAUUAAACCCUUCCUACUUCUUAUUAAACCCUUCCUACUUCUUAUUAAACCCUUCCUACUUCUUAUUAACCCUUCCUACUUCUUAUUAAACCCUUCCUACUUCUUAUUAAACCUUCCUACUUCUUAUUAAACCCUUCCUACUUCUUAUUAAACCCUUCCUACUUCUUAUUAAACCCUUGCUACUUCUUAUUAAACCCUUCCUACUUCUUAUUAAACCCUUCCUACUUCUUAUUAAACCCUUGCUACUUCUUAUUAAACCCUUCCUACUUCUUAUUAAACCCUUCCUACUUCUUAUUAAACCCUUCCUACUUCUUAUUAAACCCUUCCUACUUCUUAUUAAACCCUUCCUACUUCUUAUUAAACCCUUGCUACUUCUUAUUAACCCUUCCUACUUCUUAUUAAACCCUUCCUACUUCCUAUUAAACCCUUCCUACUUCUUAUUAAACCCUUGCUACUUCUUAUUAAACCCUUCCUACUUAUUAAACCCUUCCUACUUCUUAUUAAACCCUUGCUACUUCUUAUUAAACCCUUCCUACUUAUUAAACCCUUCCUACUUCUUAUUAAACCCUUCCUACUUCUUAUUAAACCCUUCCUACUUCUUAUUAAACCCUUGCUACUUAUUAACCCUUCCUACUUCUUAUUAACCCUUGCUACUUAUUAAACCCUUCCUACUUCUUAUUAAACCCUUGCUACUUAUUAAACCCUUCCUACUUCUUAUUAAACCCUUCCUACUUCUUAUUAAACCCUUCCUACUUAUUAAACCCUUCCUACUUAUUAAACCCUUCCUACUUCUUAUUAAACCCUUCCUACUUCUUAUUAAACCCUUGCUACAUACACUACUUUUGAAUGAGUCUUUAUUUAUAUCAUUCUUAUUUGACUUUGGUAUGUCCUUGUAGUCUUGCAGCAAUUGUAUCAAAGGCUUGUUUUGGCCUAUUGUGUAAUGUUGUAUUGCUCAUUGUAACCUUUUAACACUUUGUAAGAAGAUGUUUUUAGUAAUAUCACAAUUGUAUACAUUUUACUGUCACAUACCAAAUACCAGUCUAUAAUUGUAUUUUUCUUUCUUCCUGAGGACACCAGACAAGUUGUUUUAUUGACAAAUGAUGAACAUUAAUUAUCCCAAAAGCACUGUACAUGUAAUAUCAUACAAUAAAGCACAUUAUCUGUAUCAAA
Molecule: messenger RNA, 4310 nt
Organism: Oncorhynchus kisutch (coho salmon)
Lineage: Eukaryota; Metazoa; Chordata; Actinopteri; Salmoniformes; Salmonidae
Product: tissue factor pathway inhibitor
Exons: 6
Coding region: 107-943 (278 amino acids)
Biological process (GO): negative regulation of peptidase activity
Cellular component (GO): extracellular region
Molecular function (GO): serine-type endopeptidase inhibitor activity
Source: RefSeq, a predicted model, not a curated record